AUGUUAACAUCACGACUUUUUCAAUUCAAAAAGUGCCCACAAAUGGUAGUGGAGAAUAAUAUUUGUCCCUUUAAACUGUCGAGAAAGACAAGAUCACGUUGUUUACAAUUCAAAAAGUGCCCACGAAUGCAUGAUUGUGAAUUUUCUGAUCGGCCACUGUGUCAUGUGGGUAGGUACCUGGCUGCCCAGAGCGAGGCAGAUCACUACAAGAGGGAGAUGAAGAGGGAGCAGGAGGAGAUCAUUGCCGUCCCAGACACCGAGGCUGCUGAGAUUGGGGAUAUCAUGGCAGAGUAUGGGCUCGAACCGCAUGAGUAUGGCCCUGUCGUGGAGGGCCUCCGGAGGAACCCGCAGGCUUGGCUUGAGUUCAUGAUGAGGUUCGAGCUCGGAUUGGAGAAGCCGGAUCCUAGAAGAGCCUUGCAGAGCGCUUUAACAAUAGCGCUAUCUUAUAUCAUCGGUGGAUUGGUCCCUCUCCUGCCCUACAUGUUCAUCUCCACGGUCCAGGACGCCAUGCUCACAUCAGUUGGAGUCACGCUGCUCGCGCUCCUUUUCUUUGGCUACAUCAAGGGUCGGUUUACUGGGAACCGCCCGUUCCUCAGCGCUGUCCAGACUACUAUUAUUGGUGCUGUUGCCUCUGCUGCGGCAUACGGGAUGGCGAAGGCUGUGCAAGCUAGAUAA
Triticum turgidum subsp. durum (durum wheat) is the source of this 675-nucleotide messenger RNA. Lineage: Eukaryota; Viridiplantae; Streptophyta; Magnoliopsida; Poales; Poaceae. The record is from the annotation of a GenBank genome assembly.